AUGAAUAGACCGCCGCAGAAUAGACCGCCACAGGGCCCUGGACGUGGUCAGACACAGGUGGGUGCGACUUGGUAUCCAGGGGGCCAAGACGACUUCUACAUGCCAGAGGUCAUCUCCCCUGCCCCUCAAAGAGUCCUAAUUAAGCCUGGCAGGGUCAUGCCCGAAGUCCCUGAGAACAUGCAAGACAACAUUGCGCAAAUGGAGUACAGCACUCGUGAUCCGCGCCGCGCCCAGCAAUCCCCAUCGCAGCAGUAUCACCAACAGUUUCCCGAGCGCUCUUCCUCCACUGUACAGGGCCAACCGCUACAGGCGCAUACUCAAGACCACGGAGCUUACGCGCAAUCUGCCACCUACGAUACUAUGGACCAUCCAAACUUCUCUCCUUUCCCCGUUCUGCGGAACCCCCCGCCUAAUGUUCCUCCCACGGAUGAGCAGCGAGAAGCUAACCUGGAGCGCGCCCGCAUCGGUGUCUUGUCUACCACAGACCCGGAAAUGCAAUUGGCCUGGGCACAGGAUGCUCUCGCCUACGUAGAGGUGGCCGCACAGAAUGAUUCUCGAUUGUCUUUGACUCAACCUCCGCGCCCGCAUACUCCUCAGGUGGAACGUCAAUUGAAAACUGACGCCAUGAACAUCGUGAGCUUUUUGGCAGAGCAGCGCCAUCCUAAGGCUGAAUUCAUCAAAGGCAUGUGGCUUGAAUUUGGCAAAUUUGGCCAUCGGGUUGACCGGAAGGAGGCCUUCCGAUGCUAUUCCAGAGCUGUAGAGAAGGGGUACGCGCGCGCCGAGUACCGCAUCGGAAUGCAGUUUGAGAGCUCAGGAGAACCUGAGAAAGCGAUCAAGCACUACGAGCGGGGUGUGGCUAUGUCAGACUCCGCUUCGUAUUACCGUCUGGGUAUGAUGGUUCUCCUCGGACAGCACGGCCAACCCCAGGACUUCCACCGAGGGUUGGAAUAUAUACGAUUGGCAGCUCAAUCGUGCGACCAGAAUGCACCGCAGGGCGCUUAUGUCUAUGGCAUGCUGCUUGCCCGAGAGCUUCCCCAAGUCAGCGUUCCUGAAGAUUUUCUCCCUCUUGAUCUUAAUACCUCUCGUGUCAACAUUGAGAAGGCUGCCUACCAUGGAUUUGCCAAAGCUCAAGUGAAAAUGGGUGCUGCCUAUGAACUUUGCCAGCUUGGCUGCGACUUCAACCCAGCACUGUCCUUGCACUACAAUGCGCUGGCAGCACGCCAGGGUGAACCAGAGGCAGAAAUGGCCAUUAGCAAAUGGUUCCUCUGCGGACACGAAGGUGUUUUCGAAAAAAAUGAUGAGUUGGCAUUCACCUAUGCUCAGCGUGCUGCUCAGAGCGGCCUGCCCACUGCUGAAUUUGCCCUGGGUUACUUCUAUGAAGUCGGUAUUUUUGUCCCAGUGGAUAUCAAAGAAGCCCGAAGCUGGUACGCCAAAGCAGCAGCUAGCGGCAAUAAGGAUGCCUCUAGUCGCAUUGACAGCAUUUCCCGUUCCAAGACGCUGUCCAGGAAGGACCACGAGAAAGUUGCUAUUUCCCGUAUUAAGUCGACCCGGUAUGUUGCUCACCAACGCGGAAGCUCUAUCGACGCACAAUCGGAGAAUAUUGAGAUGCCUGACCCCUCCCGGAUGACACUCUCCGAUAACCCUCCGUCCUCUCCUUACCCUGAUCGACCUGCUUCUCGUACCCGACCUCGACCGCCCGGUCAGCCUAAUAGUUACCAAAUGCCUGAUCAUCGACCUAGCUCAGCGUUUGGGGUCAACCCGAAUCUUCGCACAAAUGGGUCGGGCUAUGGUGGUGCACCUAGCCCAGCUAUGCAUCGCAACCCGUCCUAUGGACGCCCACCCUCUGGGCCUGGUGGACCUGGCGGACCUGGCUCAAUGGGUUAUCGUCAGCCUAGCAAUGGUCCGCCCAUGACCCCUGUCAGUGCACCAGGUGGACCAAUGAGUCCACAUGCGAACAUGGUCAGUCCUGGUGGAACACCUCGAUUGGAUAUCGGAUAUUCUGCACCCAUUCCACCACCAGGUCAACGACGUCCGCAACCCGGACGAUUUGACUCCAUGCCUGCCGAUAUGAGACCAGUCCGGACACCCGUUUCUGCACCCGGUUCAACUAUGACCUCGCCUCAAGGAAUUAUGCCUCCUCCCGGAGUGAUGCCUCACGCCGGGCCAUCUUCUCGCCCUGGAUCAUCUCCCCGACCACCCAUAUCCCCUGCCUCUUCAAACUUCCCUCCUCGGCAGUCAUCAACGCCACAGCCACCCAGCGGUCCACCAUCCAAGCCACCACAACAGAAACCCGCUCAAAAGCCCCCAGCUAAAGGCCCCAAGACUUUUGAAGAAAUGGGAGUUCCAAGUGCAAAGAACGACAGUGACUGCGCCAUCGAAGUCUCCGCAAACCUGCGCAACAAGGUUUCCAAGAUCCAAGCUGCCAAGCUUCUACGAGACUUGCAUCAGAAUGGCGAGAUUGAAGGAAAGACUGCAGGAAAACAAGUUGUCUAUCAUGCCAUACAGGAUCCAUCCCAAAGUGCAACUCCUGAGACGAUUGCAGCUAUCAACCAGGAAAUCAAAACGCUCCAAGAUGAACUUGUGACUAUCAAGACAGGUGAAAAGAAGGUUCGAGCAGCUCUUACAGCUCUCGAGGCCAAACCAAGAAUAUGUGACCUUCAACAGGAGGUCCACCAACUGAAAGAGCAAUGGGAUACUAUCCAAGCACGGGUAUCGAAAGCACAAGGUGAUACCCUUCAGAUACCGGUUGAGGAGAGAGACAAGUUGGAGAAAGAAUGGAAACAGUGGCAACGUCAUGCCACGGUACGACGACGUCUUUGCCGUGACCUGUGGGGAAAGUGUACCGAGUAUCUACCGGAUGACCUGGCGGCCUCUGAUCUAUGGGUGAGUUGA
Molecule: messenger RNA, 2892 nt
Organism: Penicillium taxi
Lineage: Eukaryota; Fungi; Ascomycota; Eurotiomycetes; Eurotiales; Aspergillaceae
Exons: 7
Coding region: 1-2892 (963 amino acids)
Molecular function (GO): protein binding
Source: RefSeq, a predicted model, not a curated record